AGAAAAUAGAACAAAAUAUAGAUCUAUUUUGUCGUGACCACUGACCGAUGACCAUAGUUCAUAAUAUAUUAAUUAAUAAUGCGUUAUUGACAAAAAGUAUAAAGCUCUGUACUAAAUAGUAAAUAUUAACACUCGAUAAGUAUAUUUUUCACUUAACUCUUUGUCGCGUUUAUAUCACAGAAUAGAUGAAAUUUCAUCUAUUCUGUGUUUAUAUUACCAUUAAUACCUAUAUGGCUAUAAUAUGCGUAUAGUUUUUUAGUGACCUAUACUUAAUAUUUUAUUAAGUAGGAGAAGCCAGGGGCUAAAAUACUGUGUCUCCUGAAUAACAAAUGUGUGUCCCAAGUUUCAUAACGUGUUUUUAGUUUUGAUUGCAGAAAUAAGUAAUUACAAACUUUUAGGAAUUAAAACACAAUUUAAAAUAUUUUGAAUUUAUAUACAGUUAUACUUGUAUUUAUUUAAUGUACCUAUUUUUAGUACCAGUAUCAUAUAAAUAAUAUUAAUGUGUAUAAGGUAAGUGGUAUACAUAAAAGAAGGUAACAGUUAAAUUAAUAUGUGUGUCCCCUGAAAUCAGAUGUAUAUUAUGCCCUGGGAGAAGCCACACAGCUACGUUUAGUAGCGGAUUAUGCCUGUGGGUGUAUUGUGACAUUCGUGACUUUAUACUUUACUCUUUGCAUUGUGAAUGCAAACAAUAAUCUUAGACAUUCUUGCAUCUUGCUUAUGUUUCUAGAGAAAAAUACAUUGAAUAGGUAAUAAUGACGUUGAAGACGUAUUAUUGAUAUCGUCAACGCGUGGACAGAUAUGACUGCUAUGACCUAUGAGCAUUAUUAUAAUUUGAGUUCCAAUCUUAGUGUCUAUAACAUCUCAAUAAUUGUUACAGGUAUGGGAAAAUAUGUAAGAGCUUUUCUGCUAUAAAUUGUAUUAUUGAAGUAUUAGUAACAUAAAAAAUGUAUAACCGGUAACAAUCAGUUAUUAGGUAUACUUUUGUUUUAAUUAUUAAAUAUAUGUGAUUUAUCGGAUAAAAAUGAUCAAACUGUGUGCAAUUUUUUUAAAGUUACUAUUUUUAUAUUAUAUUUAUAUGCAUUCUGUUUUUAUUAAAUGAAAAAUAAGAGUUAUUACUUAUUAUUUAUUAAAUUAAAAUAGAUACUUAUAUUAUGUAAUAUUUAAGCAACUAAAAAAAAAUUGAUACUUCCCCUUCUCUAUGAUCAUAACUACUCCUGAUGACCAUUAACCUUAUCGAUAUUGAAUGUUGUUAGCAACGACUAUUGGACAGCGGGGUCAUCGGCGUUUGUGGCUACCCCGGACAAGAUAUUUUAAUUCAUAGUGUCAAAUAUUAUAGGUAGGUACCCAUCAUCAUAUUUAGUUGUAUAAAAAAAAAAUUUUUUUUUUUAAUACUAAAUAAAUAUUAAUGAAUUUAAUUAAAAAUUUAAAUGAAACCUCAUGUACAGAAAUGUCGAAAAAAUUUUCAAAAAAAUGAUGUAUUUGGCUUAGGGCCAAAUAUGUGCUAUGUUAAUUAUAAUCUUCCUAGGACUUUACCUAUGAACCAAUACCAAAUUAAAAAACUGAUUAAGGACGGAAACGUGCAGCGUUUGGAAGAAAAGUUAUUGAAUGGCGAAGGCUAUAAAUUAAUUGGAAACUAUUCAACAAAUCCUAAAGUCAAAGCGUUUUUGCAAUCGGUUCCGAUAUAUAUAGCUCGUAUGGAUAUGCUACAAGAUUCUGCCUGUAAGGGAAAUUUAAGAGACAUGCAAGUAUUAUUAGAGAAUGGAAACACGUCAAGAAAUAUUUACAAAGUUUCUCCUGAGAAAUUAGUUUGCAGUAAAGAUUUAAAUGGAGUAACUAUAUUGCAUAAAGUCGUUUAUUAUGACUUUUUAGAUAUUGUCGAGUGGCUCGUGAAAAACUAUCCACAAACUGUUCACAUUAAAGAUAAAACUUUAAGGAUUCCGUUGCAUUAUAUAUGUUCCUGUUCAGAAGUUUCACGGGUUUGGGAUUUAAUGUUAGAAGCUGGUGCUGAUCCUAACUCAUUGGAUAUAAAUAAUAAAACCCCAACUUAUUAUUUAGAAUAUAGUGAAAGUAUUACAUUGCCAAAUAAUUGCAAAAGUGAUGGUUCAGAUCAAGAGGUUCCUAUUAAACCUUCUAACAUACGAAUAUGGAUACACGAACGUAACAUAAAACAGCUUUCAAAGGUUAUUUGGUCUGGACUGGGAGAUAAGUUGUUGACUGAGACUAGCAAACAAACAACAGUGAACAAGUUUUUGAAAGCGGUGCCCUAUAUAAUGGGUAUUAUCAAAGAAAUCCAUAAAGCUGUUAUUGACGAUAAUCUUGAGUUAUUGAAAAAAUUGAAUCGUGAUCCGGUCCCUGUAGACGUUUUAACUAGUAAAGAUAAGAAUGGAUUAACUCCAUUACAUAAGGCUGUAGGACUGGGUCGUCUAAGUAUUGUAGAUUAUAUAAUAAAUAAAAACCCUAAAACUGUGAACAUGCGAGAUAACGAUGGUAGAACACCUUUACAUUAUGUUUAUAUUUCUCCGCCGAAAUAUAUUACAUCUAUCUAUAACAGACUUGUUAAAGCAGGAGCAAAUGAAAAUAUAAUUGAUAAGAAUGGUAAAACUCCUAAAAGUAAUGAUGUGAAGAUAAAUGAAAUUCCUAAUGAUUUAUUAACCAUUCUACCAAAAGCACCAAGAAUUGCAUCCGAGUUUCCAGCUUCUUGGGAUUGGAAUAUUUUAUACGAGCCUGAUGAAAAAUCAGUAAAAAAAUUAAAAUCUAAAAAUAUACCAACUCAAGAAUCUAAAAUAAAAACUAAUUUAACUACUAGUAGUGCAAUAAAAAAUAAUCUAACAAAUAUUGAAUAUAUCGACCACGCUGAAGUCACAAAUUUUGUUGAAGAUAUUGAAAAUAUUGAUACUGCAAAAUAUAAUGCUGAAAUUGUAAAUAAUGUUGAAAAUAUCAAUAAUACUGAUGGCGUUGAUAAAAGUGAAAAAAUAAAUCAUAAGAAUAGAACUAUAAAUUAUAAUUCUUUAAAUAUUCAAUCAGAACCAUUAAACAUUGAAGAUAAUAUUGAUAAUAGUGAAAAUAAUGAUUCAAAGAUUAAAGAUGAAAAUUGUAUUUCUUUAUACUCUCAAUCAGAACUUCAAGACAUUGAUGAUGUUGAUAAUAAUGAAUAUAAAAAAAAUAAUGAUCCUGAUAAUAGAUAUGACAAUUAUAUUUCAUUAUAUAGAAAAUCAGGAUAUCAAGACAUUGAUGAUACAAACAAAAUUGUUUCAAAACCUAAUAGUCUUACACUAGGUGAGGUCAGACAAGCAUUGAAUAAUGGGUUAUUGGAGGAAAUUUUACCUAUGGAUGGCCCAAUAUAUAAAGUUAAUAGUUUAAAUGAUAUUAAUAAAAUAGAAAAUUCUGGUAAUAAUGUAUUGAAGUCUACCAAAGUGAAGGAACGUAUAAACUCAGCUCAAAUAAUAGUAAAACAAGGUAACUUAGAACAUAUUGCUGACUACAUUUUAGAUGGUAAAUACGAAAAACUCAUAGGAAUAACAUCAGAUAAUCCAGAAAUUCAAGAUUUUCUUGAUAAAAUUCCAUUUUAUGCAAAUAAAAUUGAUCAGAUUCAUCGUUACUGUGCUGUAGGAGACUUGGAUGAACUAAUUCAACUUCUAGAUCGAAAGAAGUUCUGUUUAGCUCGCGAAUCUAAAAGUGGCUUAGGAUUGACUCCUUUACAUACAGCAGUUAUCUAUGAACAAUUUGAUGUGUUUAGAUAUUUAACGGAUAAGUUUCCGGAAACUUUAAAAUUGAUUGACUUGCAUGGAUGGACUGCAAUAGAUUAUAUAAAUUAUAUGCAAGAUAAGACAUUUAUAGAUAAAUCGUAUAUAGAAAGUAUUUUAGAGGAAUUUCAAGCUGAUUACCAUAUACCACCAACUUUUGGAAAACGUGAUGUCACAUUUGAUCCAGAGGAGAUACGUAAAACUUUAGGUUACGUAACUUAUAACACGGAGACUGUCGACAAGGAAAAUAUUGAUGCAAACAUGGACAGGUCUUCAAAUAGCUCUGCAAAAUUAUUUUCGGUGGUUAUGAGUGCAAGUCAAUUUUCCGCCGAAGACAGAGAAUACUUGAUUAAAGCUAUUGGAAAACCUCUGGCUUCUGGUUUGAAAGAACUUAUAAAACGCAGACCAUCUAACCCUACUCUGUACUUAGCUGAACACUUGACCAACCAUUUCGAUGAUCCGCAAUCAGAUCAAGAAAGCGGAGUGUUGCAAUCCAGAUUUCAGUCAGUUCAAACACAUGGUAUAUUAGACGGAGAUCAAACUCAGGUUUCUGAAAAUAUAUUCAGACCUUGGGAUAUAUUCAGCAACUAUCAGCCAGAAUUUAAAAAUAUUAGUCGUGAUGAAUUUGGAAUGAACAUGAUUCAUUAUGCUGCAUCUAGAACACAUAACCGCAAUGCAUUUUUUCAAUUGUUACAAGAGCUUGAUGCGAAUAUUGCACUUCGAGAUGAAUAUUAUAGAACUCCAAGAGAUAUUGCGAUGAGUUCGAAUAUAAGAGAAAAUGUGAAAACAAUUGAUAAGUUCGUGGUUCAUAUUAUAGCCAGAGGCGAAUACAACAAAUUAAUACAACUUUUAUUGGAAGGGUAUAAUCAUAUUUUAGAUUUGAACACAGAUAAAGACAUUUUUGCAUUACCAUUAAGUAGGGGACACUCUCACGUAUCAGUUAUCCUUAAAAGUAUACCGACAUUUGAAGAAAAACGAAAGCGGCUACAUCGAGAAAUUUUUUCUGGAGCUCAUAGUAAAGUUGAAGAAAUAUUGCAAGAGCGUAAUGACGAGUGUGUCAUGUUGGCUAUGGCGAAAAAUGAACGAAGUCGGUGCAGUUUACAUAUAGCUGUACUAAGUCAAAAUGAAGAAAUCUUACGGUUAAUUGCUGAAAAUUUUCCUACUACAUUAUUUGUGCUUGAUAACAUUGAACGAACAGCAUUGCAUUACGCUAUGUCUGUAGAUCAAGUGGAAAAGAUGAGUACAAUUUUAAUUGGAAGUGGGGCCAAUCGUAUAGCUAAAGACUUGAAAGGAAGACAAUGUAGCUAUUAUUUCAUGAAUAAAUUAGAUAUUCGAAAAAUGUUGGAAGAAGAGGAUCAAUUACGGAUAUAGUUACUUUCUUUAAACAUAGAUUAAAUAAUAAUUCAAUGUAUAGCAUGCAGGCAUGAAAUUAAUUAGAGCUUUAGUAAAAAAAACUUAAUUAUGUGGAUUGAUAUGGAACUUUAAUUUAUAUGAAAAAUUGAACCACUUAAGUCUUAAAAAAGGAAUAAUAGAAUUACAAAUAUACAUAAAAAGGGGAAAAUAUAUGAGUUUUUUGCUAAAGAUUAUUAUGUAAUAUACCAAAAAAAAAAAAAAAAUACUAUUAUUUUGAACUAUAAAUUGCAAUAGUAAUUGUUGAAUAAAAAAAUUUUAUUUUUAGAUUCUAUAAUAAUAAUAAUAUUAUUAUUUUAAACUAUUUUGUUAUCUUCUACUGUUAGAAUAAUAUAUAGACCAGAGAAUUUAAAGUAUUGAUUUGUUGUAAAACCACUAUUUGUGACAAAAUAAAUAUUUAUUGCCUUAUUUUAGUCUUGAUGACAGGUUAUACUUAUUACUUUCCACAGUACGAAUAAUUGACAGUAGAAUUUAUUUCGAUACUAUAUUACUAUCAUUGAUCUUAACCGAUGAUGUAUUAGUAUAAAUGUAUAUAUAGUUUGAUUUACUAAGCAUGCUCCCCAAAUUUUUCCUUUAAUAAAUAAUAAUGCAUGUAUUAUAUGCAAAUUCUAAGUUUCAGAAUUUUAAAAUAUUUUUAUGGAUCAUAUUUUCAAAUAUUUUGAUUUUUAAUAUAACUUAAGAUGUAUUAUAUGACUAUAUAAACUUAUUUUUCAAAUAAGAACCAUACUUUUUAUCGUAAAUUAUUAUAAUGUUUGUACGAGUAGUUGUUUCUGAGUUAUUGUCUAUGAAAUACUAAGGAUAAUAUUUCAUGACAGUAGGUUUAGAAGAUAAUAUAUAAACUAAGAUGAUUUAUAAAUAAUAGUAACUAAUAUUUGU
Molecule: messenger RNA, 6029 nt
Organism: Aphis gossypii (cotton aphid)
Lineage: Eukaryota; Metazoa; Arthropoda; Insecta; Hemiptera; Aphididae
Exons: 20
Coding region: 1428-5114 (1228 amino acids)
Molecular function (GO): protein binding
Source: RefSeq, a predicted model, not a curated record